Molecule: messenger RNA, 1349 nt
Organism: Larimichthys crocea (large yellow croaker)
Lineage: Eukaryota; Metazoa; Chordata; Actinopteri; Sciaenidae
Gene: eif3m
Product: eukaryotic translation initiation factor 3, subunit M
Exons: 11
Coding region: 97-1224 (375 amino acids)
Biological process (GO): cytoplasmic translational initiation
Cellular component (GO): cytoplasm; eukaryotic translation initiation factor 3 complex
Molecular function (GO): translation initiation factor activity
Source: RefSeq, a predicted model, not a curated record
AGUUUCACCGGCACUGUUUCCUUUUCUUUUCCGCUCAGGUCUCGGCAGUGGUGGGAGCGUGGAUUUCAUCAUCUGGGCUCAUAAAAAUCACCUAAAAUGAGCGUCCCGGCGUUUAUCGAUAUUACGGAAGAAGACCAGGCCUCAGAGCUGAGAGCCUACAUGAAGUCCAAAGGAGCCGAGAUAUCAGAAGAAAACUCUGAGGGUGGACUUCAUGUUGAUCUGGCUCAGAUCAUCGAGGCGUGUGAUGUGUGUCUCAAGGACGACGACAAAGAUGUAGAGAGUGUGAUGAACAGCAUCGUGUCUCUGCUGUUGAUCCUGGAGACAGACAAGCAGGAGGCUCUCAUUGAAAGUCUGUGUGAGAAACUGGUGAAGUUCCGUGAAGGAGAGAGGCCCUCCCUCAGGAUGCAGCUGCUGAGUAACCUGUUCCAUGGCAUGGAUGAGAACACUCCAGUGAGGUACACUGUCUUCUGCAGCCUCAUCAAGGUGGCGGCAACUUGUAAUGCCAUCUCUUUCAUCCCCACUGACCUUGAUCAGGUACGCAAGUGGAUUAUCGACUGGAACCUGAACACAGAGAAGAAGCACGUACUCUUGAGGCUUGUGUAUGAAGCAUUGGUUGACUGCAAAAAAAGUGAGGCUGCAGCAAAAGUCAUGGUUGAGCUGCUGGGAAGUUACACAGAAGACAAUGCUUCACAGGCACGCGUUGACGCCCACAGAUGUAUCGUCCGUGCUCUUAAAGACCCAAACACCUUCCUGAUCGACCACCUGCUCACCCUGAAACCUGUUCGCUUCCUGGAGGGAGAGCUCAUCCAUGAUCUACUAACCAUUUUCGUGAGCGCAAAACUAGCAGCAUACGUAAAGUUUUACCAGAGUAACAAAGACUUCAUUGAUUCUCUGGGCCUGUCUCACGAGCAAAACAUGGCCAAGAUGCGUCUGCUGACAUUCAUGGGCAUGGCAGUGGAAUUCAAGGAGAUCUCCUUUGACACAAUGCAACAGGAGCUGCAGAUCGGAGCUGAUGACGUUGAGGCGUUUGUCAUUGACGCUGUUCGUACCAAGAUGGUGUACUGCAAAAUUGACCAGACACAGCGAAAAGUUGUUGUGAGCCACAGCACACAUCGCACCUUUGGCAAGCAGCAGUGGCAGCAGCUGCAUGACAGCCUCAGCGCCUGGAAGGCUAACCUAGCUACCGUCAAGACCAGUCUGCAAGCCCUGUCACCUUCUGCUUAAUUCCACCUUAACCUGACUGUCUAGACUGCCUGACCCUCCAUUCUUUUUCUGCUUUCCAAAUCCUCUGACUGAAAUGAUCAGUUUUUAUAUUCAUCCAAUAAAAGAACAGUGGAGAUCACCUGCGA